AUGCCGAACGGAGCCCGUCCCGACACCACCAACACCGGCUCCCGUCCCAUCGUCCGCCAACAGGAGUUCCCGAGCCGUCCCGAUACCACCCACCCCGGGUCCCAUCGUCGGUCGAUAAUGUUUUCGAUCCGGAUCGUUGAUUCGGUAACAUUUUCGCCCCGGUUUCCGAUUAUCUCUUAUAACUCCGGUUACCGACCACUCAGCACUGCAACCCGAUCGCGACUGCGCCCAACCAUUCCGGUAUCUACGGACUAUUGCGGAUCGAGCGCGACACCUGCGUCAGAUCCCUCGCGACGUUACCCCCGAUCCAGCCAUGAUGAAUUCUCGCCUCUUCCAAACAGCUCCUCCCGGAUUCCAGAGCUCGAGCUUCACGAUCUGUGGGAAUGCAGUCACUGCGGGCAUCUUACCCGGUCUCAGCGGAUAAGUAAAAGACACCAGGUUGCUGCACAUCGUGCUGACGGCCUUCCGUGGGCGCCUCGCCGCGUGCAAGGCCAAUCCUGGUUCCAAUCCAGCCGAUACCUGCGCUUCUGGACCACCGCGCCCGUGGACCAUGGUCGACCAGCCAGCAUGCCAGUGGAAACCACGGAAGAUCCGCCCUCCUCCUCGGCUGCUGACACAAUACUAAUAGGCGAGCCGGAGAUCGCUCCAUCCCAACUUGAUCCGGUCACAGGACAACCGGAGAAUCAAACCCAACGAACUACCGGUCCGACCGCUGCGACCCCUGGCCCCGAAGCCCGUAGACGCGGAGCCAAUAGAACGACCGACCACACCAUUGCAAACCCCACCCUGACUGGCAACCACACGGCCCGAUGGAUCCGGGAAAUUCAGCACCUAGAGGCUCGUGGGAUCCACCGACAGCACCCUGCGCAAGAGGCCCGUCCGGAUCCUCGGCUCUUUGUUUUUCAGGCCCGUCAUAUGGAGGACGAUGUCACACCAUGGCUGCUGCAGACCGACUGGCUUCGAUUCCUGGAUGGCCGUUAUCUUCGGGUGUUGGCCGAAGCGUCCGCGCCAGACCCUGGCCGGCUGCAGAGCCAUCCAGGUCUGCAAUCUUUCUGGCCAGGAGCGCUAUGGGACGAUAAGGAGUUAGUCCCAGAUGAGCCCGCAGGGAGCAUCCAGCAGAUGUCGGUCAACAUUUUAGACCUGGUUAUUGCAUCGUUUGACCGGGUCCUUAACCGAGCCCUGGACAGCUUAGCGUCCACCCAUCCGCCAAUCCGUCGUCUAUUCCGCAGCUCAUCGCAGACCGGUUUGAGUGCGGUGGAACUCGACCGGCAGCAGCCAAAGACGCUCCAACGCUAUCGCCGCGUAUGGCGGCGGUAUCUGGCCUGGAUGGUACGCGGAGCCCCUCUGACUGACCAAGAGCGCACGGAGAUCCUCGGCCUCCGGUUGGACAAGUAUGAGCGGGAGCAUCUCACCCGGAUCUGGGACACCCUCCAGGCAUACCUGGCUCAUCCGGAAGAAACCCUCGCAGCGGGCCACUUCCUUCAACGAAUGGAGCAAACUGAUGCUCGGCGGCAGGCAGUUAAGCGCGCCUAUGAUCGGGUAACCUGGGUGAACUCGCUGCAAUAUCGAGUCCUGUUCCCACACCUCAGACUACAUCAUCUACCACCACUGCCAACUCCCGGGCGGGUACCGCUGCCGUGCGCAAACGGCCGCGGCGAGAGCGUGACCCCGACACCAUUGCCACCACCAAUGCGCCGUGGCCAUCGCCGUACAGCCUCCCAAGCUCGAUUGUUAACUCCGACGAAGGCCUCCGGCACUCGACUCCGCGAUCCUCGUGUAGGCGGCAGUGUGUCUACCGGUGAGAACUCACCGGUCCCCUCACCGCGACGUGUUGAAAGAAUGGUUGCAGUGUGUAUCCCUAUAACUCCACCCUUGUCAUCUCCAGACGCUCAAUCCUCUCAAACCAGUGAAGAGAGUGAAUCGCAUUCGACCAAGAGUGGCUAUGUGGACAAUAACGUGGAUAUAGAUACCGCCUCAGAACCUGCGUGGUUAGGGAGCCCGGGGCACAUCCCCGGCGAGAUAAGCGACACCGAUUUGACAUCGAGUGAUUGGUCUGAUGAGGAGGAAGAAGACUUCCUGACCAGUACAGAAUCGCCGAUCCCGUCUAUGGGUGACGGCGCCGACCUAGAUCGAACGAGCCGGAGGGGCGUGCCUCAGCUUCCACCGGAAUGUCAGCGGUGGCUGGAUGAGAUGGUCUUUUCGCUCUGUAUAAGCAGCAUUAGCACUCGUGCUAUCCAGCAGACUGGCAACAAAUUUGACAGCAGUCUAGUUGCACUAACAGCCGUGCUUGCGAUUCACCCUGUCCAUCUCACUGUGGCCGGUCCAUAUAGCUACACCAGCGACCUGGCUGCCAUCCUCUGGAUUUCACGGCUGCUUCUGCUGGAGUAUGCACUGCCCGCCAAGCCAUACCACUUUAUUAAUGACGUGCCGGUCCGUGACCAGUAUCGGAACCGAGUCCGACGAGCCGCAGCGGUGCACUACACCUUUGGAGUCCGGCAUACUUUUUACCCACUGGAGGAGAUUUUACGGCUGACCGCCCAUGGGAUAUACCAGAUGUAUCACGAGGUGCGUCCAGCCUCGAUCACCUGGUCUCCGGACCAAGAGACAGUGUACUACCGGCAAAACCCCACUGGCUAUACCAUGACCAACUUCCGUCACUGGAUCCAGCACCUGAUCCACACGACCACAGACUUCUUUAACCGGGAGCUCCUGCUGGGCUACGUUGAGGACUUUACGCUAGCGGACUUGGUCGACGUGCCCAUAUCCACCGUCUGGCGUGCGGCCGCUUCGGCAGGUUUCGACACACUGGGAUAUCCAGGCCAUGCGAUUGUUACCUGGGGCCAGACCAGUCGUGAGAAGGAGCUACUCACCAUUAAAUGGCAGAAUACCGCGACAUCCCAGCGGAAUAUCUUUCUCAGCAACGGCCAGGUUAUGAUCGUAACCGAAUAUCACAAGACCCGCCGCCGGACCGUCCGUACCCACCCCCCGUUGCUCGAUUUCUUCCCUCCGCGGUGGGCCGGCUGCUUCACCCCGGAGUCCCGGGCCCGUCGGGAGGCCAAGCAUGAUUGCUACUUCUUUGUUAUUCCUUCCUCGCCGGUUUCCCCGCCGCCCCGCAAGUUGACACAUCUUCUACGCCAGUCGACUCCGUUUUUUAACAGUGCCUAUCUAACCACCCUAAGUUAUCGCCAUCUGUCUAUCGCCAUUGCCAAGAAACAUCUCCGCCCCCAGAUGACUGGAUCUGACCUGCAGUCCGCCGAGACAGUCCUCCAUAAUAUCCUUGCCGCCCAGGCCGGUCAUCAUUCCCAUAUCAAUAAUCAGAUCUACGCGGUUGAGGACACGUAUCCAUUAGGUCUCCUUCCCAGUCGCCAAGAAGCAUUCCAGCGCGCGUCGGCCCAGUGGCACCGGUUUAUUCUUUCUCCGGUGACCACUCACCAUGUCCAGGAAACCACGACCCCUCGUCAUCUGGCAGAGGUUAACUCUGAUAACAGUUUUGCCGUCGAUGUCGGUAUGCUGUGCGACCCGAUGAAGUAG
This is a messenger RNA of Aspergillus tanneri, 3531 nucleotides long. RefSeq lists its product as uncharacterized. The transcript is spliced from 9 exons. The record is from RefSeq and is a predicted model, not a curated record. The coding region runs from base 1 to 3531 and encodes 1176 amino acids. Lineage: Eukaryota; Fungi; Ascomycota; Eurotiomycetes; Eurotiales; Aspergillaceae.